UUUGGAAAAUUAGCAUUUAUAUUUCUUUAAAAUUGGCUAACAAAUAAGCUCUGUAAUUUAGAGAAGAAGUAGCAGUACAGCGGUUUAACGACUAUUACUUCGCUUCACUUCGUUUUCAACCUUCACAAUGCCGAAAGUAGUGUCCCGUAGCAUCGUCUGUUCAGACACGAAAGAUCAAGAAGAAUACAACGAGACCAAGCCUCUGCACAUCUACUACUGCAUAUGCGGCCAGAUGUCCCUGAUUUUAGACUGCACUAUCGACCGAUUGCCGCUGCGACCGACGGACGGGGCACGCGUGAUAGAUGGUUCCAAACAUGCCCAUAAACUUACUUCAGACCCUGAUGAGACAGUUUAUUUGAAACGCGAAAAGGGUAUUGAGAGACAAUACAGGUUAAAAUGUAAAAAAUGCGCGAUCCCUAUCUAUUACAAGGCGGAUCAAGACAGCAAUGUUGUUUUCAUAAUGAGAGGAGCCUUAGUACAAACUGCAGGUGAAAAUAACGUCACAGAUAUAUACAAACAAGUAGCGUUAACGCAGCCUAAGAAAAUUAUGGUUACUAAACACACUAAGAACAUGGGCAAGUUCAGUUCGGUGACUGUUUCGACGAUAGAUGAAGAGGAGGAUGAGAUUGAGGCGAGAGAGGUAGCGGACAGUUACGCUAACAAUGCAAGGAUUAUUGAGAAACAGUUGGAGAGGAAGGGCAUGAAUAAGAGGCAGGCGGAGGCUCCCGUGCAGGUCCAGGAGAAGAGGGUUCGGGGGACUUUAAUUGAUAAAUAAAUUUGGAUUUUGAA
Molecule: messenger RNA, 789 nt
Organism: Cydia strobilella
Lineage: Eukaryota; Metazoa; Arthropoda; Insecta; Lepidoptera; Tortricidae
Product: STING ER exit protein
Exons: 1
Coding region: 128-775 (215 amino acids)
Biological process (GO): endoplasmic reticulum membrane organization; endoplasmic reticulum to Golgi vesicle-mediated transport
Source: RefSeq, a predicted model, not a curated record